Messenger RNA from Rhineura floridana, 486 nucleotides. RefSeq names its product NME/NM23 family member 9 (gene NME9). Lineage: Eukaryota; Metazoa; Chordata; Lepidosauria; Squamata; Rhineuridae. The record is from RefSeq and is a predicted model, not a curated record. The transcript has 7 exons. The coding region runs from base 1 to 486 and encodes 161 amino acids.
AUGACCAGCAGGAAGAAAGAAUUAGCUUUGCAGAUGCUUGUCACUAAUCAGGAACUUUGGGAAGAAAUGCUGGGUUCCAAAGGAUUGAUUGUGGUAGAUGUUUAUCAAGGCUGGUGCGGACCAUGUAAAGCUGUAGUAAACCUCUUCAGAAAAAUAAAAAAUGAACUUGGUGAUGACCUCCUCCAUUUUGCUGUGGCUGAAGCAGAUUCAACUGAUGCCCUAGAGAAAUAUCGUGGAAAAUGUGAGCCUACGUUUCUGUUUUAUGCUGGUGGAGAGUUGGUAGCGGUUGUAAGAGGAGCAAAUGCACCAUUGCUACAGAAAAUCAUUAAGCAACAGCUAGAGGCAGAAAGGAAGGUCUUGGAUCAUGGAGCAGAUAGAGUGGUGAUCCAGGAUGAAGCCCUUCCUAAGGAAGAAGCAAGUCCUGCCACCGGAGGAGAGGAAGAAGAAGAUGGGGAAGAAGAUGGUGAGGAAGAUGAAGCGGAUUAA